AUGCCUUGUACGGAGAUCAGUCAAACCAGAGGGGCCACGCCGUCCACACGUUGCCCCUUCGAGGAAUAUGAACGGAUCCUCGAGAAGAACCCCAUCUUGGCCCCGACUGGCUGUACAGACAAAUUCUGCCAAGCUGGACGUCUCAUCCACAGCGAUGAGCCAAAAGUCGGGGAGAAUCGUCCCCUUGAAGUGGUGCAGAAUGAAGCGGUGGCAUUUCUCUGGCAGUUGUGGCAGGAUGGCGUGUACACUGAGGAUUGUUACCUAGAAAGGCGCACACAAGUCCUGGACGAAAUCGCUCGGUCGGCGAAGAAAACGAUCGUCUGGGAGCAGGAGUCCAAGCGAGUGGACACCACCUCGAUCUGGACACAGAGCCCCGAAGAACUUCGCUAUGGACUGCGACUGGCCUGGAGGAACUCGCGCAAGUGCAUCAUGCGCUCGCGGUAUCAAGAGCUGGAACUGUGUGACCUGCGACAUAUUCAUACCAGCGUCGGAAUGGCCACAGCACUACUUGAGGAAGUCACUAAAGCCUUCAACCAUGGCCAGAUUAAGCCGACAGUGUUUGUCUUUCCGCCGAAGUCUGUGGAUGGCAGUGGUCCGAUGUUUUGGAACAAACAGGUGCUGAACUUCGCUGGUUACGAGCUCGAGGAUGGCUCUAUCCUGGGUGACCCGAGUAAUGUCAAGCUGACCCAAGACAUCAUUGACCUGGGCUGGACGCCGCCACGGGCCAAGACCCGAUGGGAUCUUCUACCAAUUGUUGCCAUGGCCGAAAACGAUGCACCGGCUCUUGUGGAGGUGCCAGACGACCUCCGUCGGUUGAUCGAGAUCCAACAUCCGGACUACCCCGGUUUCAAUGAAUUAGGCCUUAGGUGGUACCAAUUCCCAGCUUUGAGUCGAUUGGGUUUUGAUAUAGGUGGAGUUCAGUAUACGGCAACGCCAUUUAUCGGAUGGUACAUGGAUGCGGAGAUCGGAGUGCGUAACCUGGCCGACACGUUCCGCUUCGACGCCCUGCCCGAGGUGGUCAAAGCCAUUGGGUUUGACAUCGACGCCUAUCGUGCAAAGUCGGAGUACGCGGAAGUUCAAGAACUGGAGGAUCUGCCGGACUAUGAGCAGCUGCGGUGGCAGAGCCGCGCCCAGGCCGAGCUAAAUUACGCCGUGCGUUGGUCCUUCCUGCAACAGGGUGUUACUUGUGUGGGAACGUUGGCUGCGUCCGCGGACUGGUGUCAGUUUGACGAUGAACAUGCCGCGAAGAAGGGCUACCGACUAAACUCGGAUCCCUACUGGCUGUCACCGCCACAGGGAUCGAUUGUGCCUGUGUGGCAUCGGGGUGGUGCCCCGAACUACCAGCCGAAGCCUAUGAUCUGUCGGAAUCGCUAUGAUCCCGUUAACUCGUGGCAGCGUAGGAAGGGUUCCACGGAUGCGGAUCCAAUCCUUCUGAUAAGGAAAGGGAAUGAAUGGGUCACCAAACCUCUGACUGGUUUCCUCGCUGAUAUCCCAAGCCGAAAGAGGCGUAAGCUGACCGAGUCUCAAAGGAAAGAGAAGCCCUCCACGGUGCAUAUCUACUACUGCAGCCAGGGUACCACAGCACGGACUCUAGCUGAAAGAAUACAUCGGCGAGUGAAGCGCAGUGCCAGAGGACUUCAGGUGACAUUUGGUUCUUUGAACGCCUUGGACUUGACUCAGAUCGAAGCAUCCGAUAUCAUCCUUCUAGUUGCGUCUACCACUGGCAGUGGUGCAUUUCCUGCCAAUGGAGCUGACUUUGCGAAGGCGAUGGGACAUUUUUGCGAGUCCCUCAAGACCGACUUCUCGCGUGUCCGACUGUCUGUCUUUGGUGUUGGGGAUAGCGCCUAUCCCAACUUCAAUGCUGCAGCAAUCACCGCGUACAACCUUUUUCACCAGCUCAACGUCUUGCCCAUAGCUGGUGGAUUGAUUAAGGCCGAUGUGGCAUCUGAGACGCUGCCGUUGCGCAUGUUCAAUUAUUGGUCGGACGCGGUGGAGUCCGCGUUAGCCGGAGGGAAAGGCGAGUUGAGCAGCGAUCCCGAAGAAUCGUUUGUGUCACACGCUGAGAUGCUGCGCAACUUCGGCCGGGCUACGAUCAUCUCUAAAACAUGCAGCGACGCAGAUGAUUGCUUAAUCACCCUGACACUUGACGGCAUCGAGUGUGCCGACAUGGCCCACCUGAGGCUGCUCCCCACGAAUUCCGCAUCUCAUGUCGCUCGAGCCAUCACUGCCCUGGGAAUCUCAGAUCCACAGCUUCUCAUGCCGUUCUCUAGCGGGGCACUCCAGCAGUGCAGCUAUGGCAUCUUCUUCACCAGGUUCGUCGAUCUGGAGGAUAGAGGUAAACUACCCAGCUGGGCAAUCGAGUCGAACAAUAACAGUGGGCGCGAGAAAGAAAGUAUCCUUGAAAGACUGGAGCAAUUGUCAGUCAGUCUACAGCCAUCACAGUUGUCUCUUGAGCUCCGUCAUAAGAUCUGCUUUGGUAGCCCACUCCUUCGCCCCCGAGCCUUUUCCGUGGCAUCAUCCGCGCGGUACAUCGGCGAGAAGAAGGUGGAGCUCUUGAUUAAGCCACACCGGCGAGGCCGAUUCAGCGACAUCUACCUCUCCACCCUUCAGCCUGGCGGAUCAGUCGAAUAUGCCAUCGUUCCUGCAUCCCCUGCAUCUUUUCUUCCCGCUGUCCAAAAGCCCCUCGUCGUCAUCAGCACUGGCUCUGGAUUUGCACCAGUCCGCAGUCUACUUCAGCAGCGCAUUCAGAUUGCACGAGAAUGGAGAGAAGAGCGUAGCACGAAACAUCCGUUUCAUACUUCUCCCAUCAGCCUUUUCGCAGGGUUUCGGCUAGUGGAUGAGAGCAUCAUUCACGCAGCAGUCGACCUGGCGGAGAGGUAUCGUCUGUUGGAUCUGGCCUGUCUCGUUCCUAGUAACCCCGAAAAGAAACGAGUUCAAGGCUAUCUGCUGGACAAACGUGACACAAUCCGGGCGAAGUUGGUGGAACAGGAAGGAUAUGUCUAUGUUUGUGGGAGUGCCGCUAUGACUGAAGGGGUGCGAGCCAACCUCAGCGAGAUUCUCGCGGGAGAGGUGAAGCAGAUCAUGGGAGAACGAUACGUGGAGGAAGUGUUUUGA
Molecule: messenger RNA, 3114 nt
Organism: Aspergillus welwitschiae
Lineage: Eukaryota; Fungi; Ascomycota; Eurotiomycetes; Eurotiales; Aspergillaceae
Product: nitric oxide synthase
Exons: 4
Coding region: 1-3114 (1037 amino acids)
Biological process (GO): nitric oxide biosynthetic process
Molecular function (GO): nitric-oxide synthase activity; FMN binding
Source: RefSeq, a predicted model, not a curated record